AUGUCGAUUCAUAUACUGGAUGAUUAUUAUUUAGGGAUAACAGCAAUAAUUACGUUUUUAUAUCAAUUAAUCAUCUUUCUCACAGCAUUUACACUACAAGCUGAAACCGUUACGGAUUUUGGAGGUGGAUCGAAUGUUGCGUUACUUGCUAUUUUGACCUUAAUUUUCAGCCAAUCAUAUAGCACUCGCCAAAUAAUUGCAACAUUACUUCAAAUUAUAUGGGGUCUUCGAUUAGGAUGUAAGUUUCGAUACCUAUUCAAAAUCGUAGCAGGAAAAUUUCGCGAUCAUAUGAAUCUAGUCAAUAAGACCGGUCAUGGAGACUCUCGCUUUGAUGAAUUUCGACAACAUUUUUCAAAGCUUCUUACAUUUUUUAUUUUACAAAUGAUCUGGAUAUGGACUAUCAGUUUAUCUCUUACAUUCUUAAAUUCUCCAAAAAUUAAUAAUUCAGUCGGAAUAUUGGAUCAAUUUGGGAGUGCCACUGAUGUUUUGGGUGUUAUUUUGUUUGUUGUCGGACUUUUGAUUGAGUCUGUUGCUGAUGUUCAAAAGCUUAUAUUUCGUACCAGACGAACUUCUCCGAAGGAAUUUAUGAGAACUGGUCUUUGGGCAUGGAGUAGACAUCCAAAUUAUUUCGGAGAAAUUACGUCUAAUCACAGAGACAAAACCGCCAUGGUUUCUAUACUUUCUCCAAUAUUCACUAUCCUAAUCUUAUUAUUCUUAAGUGGAAUGCCUCUAAACGAACGACCAGCUCACAUAAAACAAUACAAAGCUGGGAAUUGGUCCGAGUAUUCUCGUUAUUUAUCACGAACAAGUUGUUUAAUUCCUUUUCCACCAUCAUUAUAUGAACCUUUGCCACAAUUUAUAAAAAGCUCUUUAUUUCUGGAAUUUCCAAUUUAUAGAUAUGAUCCAAAUUCAGAUUCAGAUAGAAAUUAUCUUGAAGGUAAUAAUAAUGUUUAA
Messenger RNA from Cetraspora pellucida, 954 nucleotides. The record is from the annotation of a GenBank genome assembly. NCBI's taxonomy places the organism in Eukaryota, Fungi, Glomeromycota, Glomeromycetes, Diversisporales, Gigasporaceae.